CACUUAAUCAGGAAACUGACGCCCUGUCGGAGUGCAGUCGCUUAAUUAAAAUGUCUUGCUGGAUCAGUGUGGUUGGUGCUCUGCUGUUAUGCGCAGUUUAUGUAAACGCGGCAAUGACAAUAAGUCAACAGCCUUCGAUGUCCACCUCUACGGGGCAGAACAUACAAAUAACCUGCACCAUAUCGGGCUCCAGUUCAGGCGGUGAUUAUGUCUCCUGGCACCAACAGAUCCCUGGCAAAACUCCAAAGUAUUUAUUCUACUAUUAUUCCGGCAGCAUUGAUAAAGGCACGGACAUUCCAGACCGUUUCUCCGUCUCAAUGUCAGGCAACACUGCAACAUUCGCAAUAUCUAAUGUUCAAGCGGAUGAUGCUGCGGACUAUUACUGUGCAAAAUGGGAUAGUGGUUUACAUUUCGGUAAAGGAACGAGGCUGGGUAUUGGUGAUCCUCGGGCACCGAUCGUGACGGUUCUCCCGCCUUCCGCUGAUGAAGUUACCUCAAAGGGCACCGCCACCCUGGUUUGUUUGGUGAACGGCUUUAAUCCGGGCUCGGUGGCCGUUGAGUGGACAGUCGACGGCAGUGCAAAAAAUAGCGGCGUUGAGACCAGCCCGAUCCAGCAGGAUAAGGACAGCACGUUCAGUCUCAGCAGUUACCUGACUAUGACAGCCUCAGACUGGAACUUACACGAGCUUUACUCCUGUGUGGUUAAACACCAGAGUCAGGCAAACCCACUUAAGACAAAUAUCGUGAGAUCCAGCUGCAUCUGAUGUUGGACACGUGAGGCUGACCUGACAAAGUUAGUUUAUCAUCAUUGGGUUCGUCCAUGUGACAAAGUUAGUAAUGUAUUGGACUUCGAUGUUUUCGUUCGGAAAUGCCAUUUGUAGUUGAAACUUCGAUUUUUAUGACUUGUUUACUUUAAAUGUAGUUCUUUCGAAAGAAUGUCGUUCUUGAAUGAAGCAUCAAGUAGAUUCAAUUGCGUUAGUCAACAACAUGGAUGUUGUUAUUGUACCCAUGGUAUCUUUGUAGCCGUUCAAUAAAGUUUAAAAAACGCAUUUCAAA
Molecule: messenger RNA, 1056 nt
Organism: Amblyraja radiata (thorny skate)
Lineage: Eukaryota; Metazoa; Chordata; Chondrichthyes; Rajiformes; Rajidae
Product: immunoglobulin lambda-1 light chain-like
Exons: 3
Coding region: 51-764 (237 amino acids)
Source: RefSeq, a predicted model, not a curated record